GAUGUCGUUGUGAUCCUGUAUUUGUAGUGCAAAAGGCGCCGGCAAUUGAUUUGGCUGUGCUGUUACCUUGCUCGCUAUACUGGUUGAUCGAACUGCGAAUAACUCUAGCCCCUACUCGCUAGGGUGUUAGGUCUUUAGUUAUCGCUUUGUUUCCUUGCUACGUUCGCGAACGAUGCGCCUGAUCGACGUGAAAGCAUUCCUCAACUUUCAUUCAGGGACAAUCAACCAAGAUACCAAGCUUCUGGUUGACGUCAAUGGUGCUAAUCUUGAGGAGACACCAUAUGCCAUACUGUCUCAUUGCUGGGGUGAGGAAAAAGAUGAAGUGCAAUAUGUGGAGAUGCAGGGACUUACGAAGAUGGACGACGAUACUGCCAGAGAGAGGAUACGGCAGCGCAGCGGGUACCAGAAAAUAUAUAAGAGCUGCGAGCGGGCGCUGCUGCAUGACGAACUAAGUUGGCUCUGGGUGGAUACAUGCUGCAUCAACAAGCAGAGCAGUGCCGAGCUGUCCGAGGCCAUCAACUCCAUGUACGUGUGGUAUGCAAACUCGGAUCACUGCUACGCAUUCCUCCAUGACAUUGAUGCUCGCACCCUUCCUUCGAAACGCGACGACAAGUACUCUCACCACAACGGUUGGCCUAAAUGGUUCUCACGUGGAUGGACACUCCAAGAACUCAUUGCUCCUGAUAACGUCCACUUUUUCAACCAGAAUUGGGAGUACAUAGGUAGCAAGCAAGGCGAUGCUGACACCCUAGAGCUCAUUACCAAGAUUUCGGUGGACGUCUUGCGAAAGGGGCUCAGGCAAUCAGAUGACACGCACCCCAGUGUAGCGCAAAUUAUGUCAUGGGCUGCAAACCGGAGGACGACAAGGGACGAAGACCAAGCAUAUUCGUUGCUGGGGUUGCUUGGUGUGCACAUGCCGAUGUUGUAUGGGGAGGGGAAGAAUGCGUUCCUCCGUCUGCAGCUGGAGGUCAUGCGGACGAUCAACGACCAAAGUGUAUUUGCCUGGGGCUGGACAUUGGCCGACGGUAGCGGUUGGGCUCCCAGCUUCCUUGCAGACGAGCCUAGUCGUUUUCGAGACUGCUCAAAAAUAAAUCGGAUGACUCACAAAGCCCUCAUAGACGCUCUUAAAAAGCACUUCCCGAAGAACAAAGUCCAUAAGAUGGCGCCGAGGGAGCAUUUCAAAACAUUUGAUGUUACUAAUGAGGGCAUUCUUAUAUCACUAGUUCCUGCAACGUGAUUCCUCCGGAGUCUCGGAGCUUUUCUCCGCAAUGCUGGCAUGCUGCGACACCCAAGAUGGGUCGAGUCCCAUAACCAUCACCUUGCGGCAAAGUGGUCCCGACUCCAAUUACUCUAGGUAUUUCCGCCGUCGUAUGGUAUCUGAAUGGAAUGCAAAUGUGCCCAUCAAAAUGGAGAAAGUCUUCCUUCCUUACCGGGAUAACAUUGACCUCAACAUCAGAGGCCCACUGUCCAGACCAAGUAGGCUUGCAC
Pisolithus orientalis is the source of this 1488-nucleotide messenger RNA. RefSeq names its product heterokaryon incompatibility protein-domain-containing protein. Bases 173 to 1237 code for a protein of 354 amino acids. The record is from RefSeq and is a predicted model, not a curated record. The transcript is spliced from 3 exons. NCBI's taxonomy places the organism in Eukaryota, Fungi, Basidiomycota, Agaricomycetes, Boletales, Pisolithaceae.